AACGAAGAGAAUCUCAGUACCAAACAAUCGACAAUUCAAAAACCCCAAAGGUUCCCCAUCUCCAGUUCUAUCCAUUGUUAAUUCUUCCCUUCGCGAUUACAAGACCAUGGAUCCCAAUUUUCAUGUCGCGACAUCUCGGCUAAAUCUGUCGUAUUUUCAACCUGACCUUGACGAGCACUGCGACUUCUUCCUGGCCCUUAGGAAUUCCCCAGAGGUCGUCAAAGCCAAUGAGGGAGUUUCGGACGCAUUUCAAAGCCGCGAAUUAGCUCGGAACAACAUUAUCUCCAACCUUGAAGGACAAGCUGAAACCGGCUUUGGGCGCUACAUUGUUAGUCUUAAACCGACCGCAGGCGAUGGAAACGGAGAGUUCGCAUCAGAGUCACCUCAAGAUCGAAAAUACAUUGGCAUAGUUUCCCUCAAGUUGAGAAAGCAUCCCAGCGGGCCCACAGUGCCGGAUGUGGGCUUUUCACUAUCUCGACCGUACUGGGGAAAAGGAUAUGCUACUGAAGCGGCGUCCGGGUUACUUGAUUACUUCGCGAAAGAGAAGGGCGUGACUAAGGUUUCUGGGAUCUGCAAUCCUGAUAAUGAACAAUCAAAGGCAAUGUUCCGGAGGUUAGGAUUCACCGAUAGGGGUAUCAGAAGUCUAAAGGGAUUGGGAGAAGGAACAAGUGACCAUGUAGUUAGAGGGCAGGUUUGGACGAGAGGAGUGACUGGAGAUCUGAGCGAGUACCGAUUGUAGACCAAAGUUCCGGGCCGAUUCGCCUCUGCGGAAGGCAGCACAUCAAAGCCUUGUGUAACCAGAACUCCGCUCACUCCUUAUCAAAUCCUCAAUUGUUUAUUCUAGCACAUUACUCUCAGGGAGUAGCUCCUUACAAAGAUACCUUUUACUACUAGAUUAGAUAGAGGAUAUAGCCCCUAUACUUCUACCUAGUAAAUAGCCUCUAGUAGCUACCUAUCCUACUAUAUAAAAACCUUUUUCUUGUAUCUUAG
This is a messenger RNA of Aaosphaeria arxii CBS 175.79, 990 nucleotides long. Its product is annotated as acyl-CoA N-acyltransferase. Gene Ontology annotation, molecular function: acyltransferase activity, transferring groups other than amino-acyl groups. The transcript has a single exon. The record is from RefSeq and is a predicted model, not a curated record. Bases 107 to 739 code for a protein of 210 amino acids. Lineage: Eukaryota; Fungi; Ascomycota; Dothideomycetes; Pleosporales.